Messenger RNA from Saitoella complicata NRRL Y-17804, 1134 nucleotides. RefSeq names its product beta subunit of citrate lyase. The transcript has 4 exons. Gene Ontology annotation, biological process: oxaloacetate metabolic process. The record is from RefSeq and is a predicted model, not a curated record. The coding region runs from base 1 to 1134 and encodes 377 amino acids. Gene Ontology annotation, molecular function: catalytic activity; magnesium ion binding. Lineage: Eukaryota; Fungi; Ascomycota; Saitoellomycetes; Saitoellales; Saitoellaceae.
AUGGCGAUGCUGAAAACAAGAGCACUGCGGGUUCGCCUACCUGGAUCAUUCCACCUGCAACGAUCCCUGUCCACCUCCUCCACCCAACUCGACACCCAACUCCGCCGCUCCUUCUUCUACGUACCCGCCUCCUCCCCAAAAUUCCUCUCAAAAGCCCACACAACCCCAACAGACGUAAUCGUCUACGACCUCGAAGACGGCGUAGCCCCCGACGCUAAACCCCUCGCUCGACAACAACUUCGCGCUCUCCUUUCCGAUCCGCCAUACGUUCGCCGCUUUCCUGUUUGCGGUGGUUCCAAAGAUCCCUCGCCUAUCGAAGAAGCCGAGGAAGACGCCGAUGUCGAUGUCGAUGUAGGGAGAGGCAAUGGGGGGCAAGUGGGACACAGGUUGGACGAAAACGCACAAGGGCACCACCAAAAGGAAAUCUGUAUCCGGAUUAAUGCCGUCGGAACCGGUGAGGAAAUCCGUGAUAUCGAGGCAAUCGCUCCAUACGAUUUCGACUCAAUUUGCAUACCCAAAGUCCACUCCCCGGACGAAAUCCACACAAUCCAAUCCCUCCUAACAUCCUGCCUCGGUCCGAAACGUGCUUCACAGAUCCACAUAAUAGCCCUCAUCGAAUCCGCCCGCGCAAUCCUCUCCCUCCCCUCCAUCGCCGCCUCCUCCCCAAACCUCCGCGCCCUCAUCUUCGCCGCCGAGGAUUUCUGUGCCGAUACGGGGAUCAGAAGGAGUAGUAGUGACGCCUUAGGCGGGCAUGAGUUGUUGUAUGCGCGUAGUGCGGUAGUGAUGGCGUGUAAGGCGCAUCGGUUACAGGCGAUUGACAUGGUUUGCACUGACCUGACCGAUCCGGAGGUGUUGAGGAGGGAGUGCGAACAAGGCUCCGCGAUGGGGUUUACGGGGAAACAACUCAUCCAUCCAUCACAAAUCACCGUGGCUAAUGCGGCAUUUUCGCCGAGUAAGGAGGCGGUUGAGCAUGCUAUCAAGAUAUUGAGGGUGGCGAAGGAGAAUUUUGGGAAAGGGAGGGGAGCGUUUAGGGUUGAUGGGAAAAUGGUGGAUAUGCCUGUUGUUGCAGCGGCGGAGAGGGUUUGGGGGAUGGCGGUUAGGGCUGGAUUAGUGGAGGGGACGGAGAUUCGAUGA